UCCUCGCAUGGGUCUCUGUGCUUUGCCUGGACAUGUUCUCUCACAACUGAUGACGAUAGAGUUGAUCUUGCCUUUUGUAAGUUAAAUAACCAAAACUCACUCACUCUCAUCAGUCCAUUUCAUAACGUACAAAUAAAAAAAGCCCUAUUUCUAAUUUGGAAAAAGUGCUUAAAAGUCGCUGUCAAGGGGGCGCACGUGAAGGCACCAUCGCCCAGCCUUCAGCCCUCUCCUGAGGCUUACAUAAUAAAUGCAGAGCCGCCCACUCUGUCCUCCUGCGAAUAAUAGGCCUCCAACCGAAACUGCAAAACAGUCUCAAGUGUGAAGGAGCAAGCGCUAACAUCCUCAUCUACUCACUUGAUGCACCACGCUUCGAAAGGAAUAACCCAAGAAGAUGAUUUUCGACAAGUUGAAAAAGUUGGACAUUGUCUUCGACUCCCCGGACGUGGACUGUCCUCCCGUGUACAGCAGCGGAGACGUUGUCUCUGGCCGAGUGGUGCUGGAGCUCACCCGGGAGACUCGCGUGGACUCCCUGAAGCUCCACGCAGAAGGUUUCGCUAAAGUGCACUGGACCGAGUCCCGUUCCGCAGGCUCCAGCACCGCCUACACCCAGAACUACAGCGACGAAGUGGAGUACUUGAACCGGAGAGAGGUGCUGCUGCAGGCAGAUAACGGAGAAGUGACCGUCCUUCCUGCGGGCAGACAUGAAUUCCCGUUCAGCUUCCAGCUUCCAGAGGAGACACUGGUCACCUCCUUUGAAGGGAAACACGGCAGCAUUCGUUACUGGGUCAAAGUGAAGCUCCACAGACCGUGGGCCACCGUCAAGAAGAUCAAGAAGGAGUUUACAGUCAUUGAGCCCAUUGACAUAAACACACCAGCGCUGCUGGCACCACAGGCCGGAACGAAGGAUAAGAUGGCACGCACGUGGUACCGCAACUUUGGACAAGUGUCUGUUACUGCAAAGAUUGACCGCAAAGGUUAUACACCAGGCGAGGUUAUACCCGUUUUUGCAGAGUUUGACAAUUCCACUUCACGGUCCAUCAUACCCAAAGCCUACAUCACUCAGACUCAGACGUUCAUCGCACGUGGCACCAUGAAGCAGAAGCGCUCCGUGGUGGCUACACUGUGCGGCGAUGUGGUGGGCGCCAGGUGCAGAGAGACCUGGCACGGACGGGCAAUCAAGAUCCCACCUGUGGGUCCAUCCAUCCUGCAGUGCCGCAUCAUCAAAGUAGAAUACAUGCUCAAGGUGUGUGUCGAUGUCCCGGGGACCUCCAAGCUGUUUCUUGAGCUGCCCCUGGUCAUAGGUACCAUCCCUCUCCAUCCUUUUGGAAGCAGGACCUCAAGCGUCAGCAGCCAGUACAGUGUCAAUCUGGAGUGGCUGCGUAUGGCCAUCCCCGAGCAGCCCGAGCCUCCUCCAGAGUACAGCUCUGUGGUGGCGGAGGGGGAGGCCGAGCAGUGCAGCAACACGGCGGCCCCUCAGCCGGUCGACGAUCUGAGUGGGAUCCUCGAGCGGCCCCUCAUGGCUUUUGUGCAGGAGUUCCGCUUCCGACCGCCGCCUGUGUACAGUGAGAUUGACCCCAACCCUCAGCCCUCCAACAUGAGGCCUCGCUGCAUGACAUGCUGAACUGCAAGAUGCUGCCUGAGUGUCGAGCGACUUAAACGAAUCCUAUGAAGCUUUGUCUUCUCUGAUUGGUCCUCUUUGAAAAGCGGCACCUGGAUGUUACCGGUGUCGCUGAGAGACUGCGGUGAGCGCCGCCGCGAUAGCCGGCGUCAACGCUGCCGGGGGGCUAAAAGACGGCGGAGGAGCCCCUCGCUUUGUUUCCGGUCUGCACGUGGACUCUUUGCGGUUCUGCUGAGAUGGAAGCAGCGGCUCUACAUCAGAGAACUCUGGCUCCUGAUGACAAGAGCUGCAAGCACCUCCCAAUCAACAAUCCCCUCACCUGACAGUGAGAUUUAAGGAUUUUUGCACCCGUUGGGGAAUAUGGGAUAUCACUUGGUGCCCACUGAUGUCAAGUGCCUUGUUGUUAAUUGACAUGUUUACGAUCGAUCGCACUGUCAUCUUUUAAUGGUGUAAAGAGAGAAGUGCAAUUAUUGAUCAGUUUCUACGUCCCUUUUAACAGGCUACACAACAGAAGCUAAUCGGUCAUAUUGCUUUAUUUGAAUGCCUGUGGUGAUUUUGACUAUCAAGCACAUACUGUAAAUGAUCGAGUACUAGUGAAUGGAGCAGACACGUCGAAUAAGCCACACAGAGAUGCGUUUUAUGCAUGCAGCCAGCAGUAUGUAAAAGGGAAAAUACAUAUGCCUUAAAGUCUGCUAACGGAAGGUUUCAGGAAGUGGUUGUGAAGGAAAAUGGAGCAAAAACAGUUGCACUGUGUCACAUUUUUGUUGUGUUCACGCAGUUUGGAAGCGUCCGUCUGUGGAUGCUGAUUUGUGUUAGUACAUCGCUGAAACAAAAUGAGCUGUUUGUGUGUAAAAUUCGCACGAGUCUCACAGAUAAGCUCCCCCGUGCGCUAAUGGGAGCCAGAUGCCUUGUCGGUCUGAGCCGCCUUGAAGGGAAGCUCGACCAAGACAACACUUACAACGAGCUUUAAGCUGAAGAUGCCUCUGGAGUUUACACAUCAAGAACAUUCCAAAAAAACGACUCUGGGAUUAUCUAUUUCCUCAACUUCCAAAAUAAUAAUGGGUAAUGUGUAGGAAAGAAGUCUUCAGGGUCAGCUGUGUGACGUUGUUGGGGGAAAAAAAAGUAUUUUUAUACAAAUGCAAUGUUAGUUUACAAUCUUGCCAAAGGUUUUUCUUAAAUAAACAAUACGGAAUUGA
This is a messenger RNA of Dunckerocampus dactyliophorus (ringed pipefish), 2814 nucleotides long. RefSeq names its product arrestin domain containing 2 (gene arrdc2). The record is from RefSeq and is a predicted model, not a curated record. Lineage: Eukaryota; Metazoa; Chordata; Actinopteri; Syngnathiformes; Syngnathidae. The transcript has 7 exons. Gene Ontology annotation, cellular component: plasma membrane; cytoplasm. Bases 392 to 1621 code for a protein of 409 amino acids. Gene Ontology annotation, biological process: protein transport.